Dovyalis caffra is the source of this 246-nucleotide messenger RNA. Lineage: Eukaryota; Viridiplantae; Streptophyta; Magnoliopsida; Malpighiales; Salicaceae. The record is from the annotation of a GenBank genome assembly.
AUGCCAUCAAGAAAAUGCACUGAGAUGACAGAAGUACAAGAAGAAGGAGAAGCUGAAGUUGAAGAGGAAGUUGCAGCAUUAGCAGCAACAGUGGUUCUUGAGACAUUGAUGGAUCUCUUGAGAUUGAUUCGUGAGAGGAAGAAGAACGACCAAAGGGACCAAGACUGGGUCCCACAGCUCCUUCCCCCUGGAUCUGCAAUCACGAGGCUAAUUAUCCGGCGCUUUUUAUUCACCUUGUAUGACUAA